UCGAGGUGUCGUUGCCAGCAUCCGCCAUAUGUAAUGGAGAAACUGUCACCGAUGUCAACAUUGUGAUAUCCUCUAGGAAAAUGACUUACGAUUUACCGAGUGUGUCCUAUUUGGCAUUAUACGUUGUGUCCAUGCACAUUGUCAGCAGUAACUCUCGGAGUUCGACCGGGGCUAAUCAUUGGAGGCUCAACGCAGACGAGGGGAAAGUAGUCCAAGCUGAGGAUUCAGACAGUGACGGAUUCGCAGAUAAUGGGUUAUUGAAUAUACUUACACGUAAAGUAACUGCAAAUGGCGAAUGGAGAGUGGAAGACGAACAAAAACAAAUACCUUGUGACACAAUAUCAGAAAAAACAGACAGAACUUCUUCAGGUUCCAUAGAAAGUAAACCUCCUCCUGAAAAAAAAAAGCUGACUUGUGGAAAACCAGUAAAUUAUACUCAAUAUGACCAUUUACGAGGAAUUGCCAACAGGAAUGAACAUAGCCACAUCCCCGAGCCUGAGGUUGCUAUGAUGUUUCGGAGAAAGGGUAGUAAAACUUCAGAAAUAGAUAUGACUGAACUGGAGGAAAGACUAAAGAAAUCCAAGAAAGAUAAACCUAAGUCUGUGCAGACUCACAGUCAAAUAGGAAACUUUUGGAGAAUAAAAGGCAACAGUCUGUUUGCUAUAGAGUGCUUCCGCAAGGCAUUGUCUAUAUCCCCCAAUAAUCCAGAGGUUUUACUCUACCUAGCCCGUGUCCUUUUUAACCUACAGUAUUUAGACGAUGCCAUAUUCCUUACACGACGCUCGCUGGUGAUGCAGCAGCCGAACAAUGAGAACUCAUGGCUCCAACACUACACACUCGGGGAGAUACUCAAGGCCUACGGACACUAUCAGGAGGCCACCCUCCACUUCAGACAUGCAUUAGACUUGAACCCUGGCUACCAACCCGCAGAGGCCCACCUGCGAGAGAUGGAUGGGACGCCCAACCCCUCUGUCACACAGUACACACUAUUUAUCAUCUUAUUUCUUGUGCUUGGUGUUAUAUUCGGAGUUAUCACUUCUAUAGAAGCCAACUUCGAGGACAGCAAUGAAGUAAAAACACAACGGCAUUUCAACCGAGCCAUGGCCAUGCGAUCAAUUAAGCUUGGGAUAAACCCACGACUUAUCAGGAUGAGGAAAAUGAACUGCUAGAUAUUAGACACUUUUAACGAUAAUUCUAUUUUUUGGCUGAUAAAGAUUGACUUAAAUAGCUUUACUUAAUCAAAUGAAACAAUUUUAAAUCCAGUAGUUGAUUAAAGAUAGUUCUAGGGCAAAACGUAAUUAGAAAGAGGUUAUAUCAAAUCCAGUUUAAGUGGAAAUUUAGUUGUGCAUUCUCAAUAAUGUUGGAGAAUAAUGGAUAAACAAUUCAUCUCUUUCAAACAAAGCAAAUAUGUACAUUCAUGCUGUUCAAGAUUAUUUUGAUGGUUGCUGAUAUCAAUUAAUAGUAGCUAUAUAAUUUUUAAUGUUAUAAUUUUCAAUUUUUGGCAGUAACAAACUUAAAAUCACAUCUAGUCUCCAAAAUAUUACCUGUUGUUGUUUUAAGCUAUAUUACUGAACCAAAUAAAUACUUUUAGUAUCAUCAAAUACCACUGUUACUUUUAGCAGAGUUAUUUCCCUUUUCUAACUGGAAAUUUGGGUAUGAAACUUAUUUGAUAAGUUUUUGCAUAUUUUAUGAUUUGUUAUUUUUCAAAGUUUUAAAGUUUUUAAUUUAUAUGAAUUAUAAUCAAAAAAUGUUUUAUGGCAUAUAACAUGAGCCAGUAAAAUCUCUUGCAUUGGGAAAACAGGUCAACUUCAAUUUUACUUUUGAGGAUUAUUUUGUGGUACUGUCAUUUAUAAUGUCAUUCACAAUACUCCAGAGGGUUACACUCAGUUACGCUCUCUGCACCCCUGGGACAUGUCUUGGCAAAAUUGAGAAGGCUCCGUCUGCACCAUCUUGUAUAGAUGAGACAAGUACUUGGAUCCUUUGAUAUACAUCAAAAGAAUCUGUACGUCGUGUCAAUUUGAAGGCAGGUCUUAUUUCUCUGUAAUCUGCAAAGGACGGGUAUCGGCCUAGCAGUUAGUAAUAUUUUUUUACCCAAGACCAAUCAAAUAGUUUGCAGCAUGCCUUGCAAUUUUUGCCAAGACAAAUUCCAAGGGUGCAGAUAUAGUGUGUAGAGCAGCAGUGAUUGAUGUAAACAAAUAGCAGUACAUGUAUAAAAUGUUUUCUGGACUUACAACUGUAAUAUAAGAUUCUGGACUUACAACUGUAAUAUAAGAUUCUGGACUUACAACUGUAAUAUAAGUUUCUGGACUUACAACUGUAAUAUAAGUUAUGUUGGUAGGUAAUUCUUGCUUGAAACAGGCUGAAUGAAUUAAAAACAUGCCUAACAAGCCUGAUUUCCACUUUUUAAAGGAAUUUUUAAAAUGUUUUGUUUUAAUAGGAGUAUCUAAGACAAGAAUACACCUCUAUCCCCCAUGGAUUUUAACUGAUGUGCAUAUUCAAUAGAAUAUUUGUGUUAUACAGUUAUGCUUACUUAUCAUGAUAAAGUAUGAUAUGGGGCACUGCAUAUAUUUGAGAAAACAAGAUUUCUAUUUCCAAAAACUAAAUAAAAUAGACAAAACAUAAAAUAUAUUCCCUGCAUACGUACCCUAGUGUUUUUGUUGCUGAAACAAUAAACACAUAUGAUAUAACUUGGCCUGAUAUUUUAUAAUGAGUAUUUAAUUACAGUGUGCUGAGGAAUAUAUCAGCUGUAUGUAAGAAUGUUGUUGAUAAGGCCCAGGACUUAGUAGGGGGAUACAAAUAUUCGUUUUCUGUAAAAUAUUAAGUAGGGCACAUAUGUUGGGAAAGUCUAUUUGUACCUAUGUAUUAUGAAUGCACUAGUUAGACAUAUACAAAAAAACAAAGUAUUGGUGUGUUUUUUUCAUUGCUCGAGAUUACCGGCCUGUUAUAAGCCCUUUUUACUGUUUCUAUGUUUAAAAGGAUAUUUGGAGUUUUACGUUUUAAGUUUUUUUGUUGUUUUUUUAUUCUCUAGAGUCUUCCAACCUUUGAUAAAAGCUCAACGAUUUGGCUUUUAUUGUCUAGGAAACAGUUGCAUUAAGAUUAUUUAUAUAUUCAUAAAUACUUACAUUAGGUUCUUUACAAACUUUGGAAACAUUGCGCAUUAUAUAACUUGUGUAAUACAAAACCUUGAUAUUUUAAAUAUUAUAUAACUUGUUAGUAAUACAAACUUAUUGAGUUUCAUAUAACUUGUAAGGUAUACAAAAUUUGAUUUAAUGAGUUUUAUAUAAAUGAUUAUUAUACAAACUUCAAUUGGUAUACUGUUAUGUUUUUGUGAGAAAUUUAUUUCAUAUUUAUUUGCAAGGAAACUCAGUGAAAAAUACAAUGUUGUGCAUAUGUAUUUCAAUUCUAUUGAUAGUCGGGGUUUUUUGUUAGAUAUUUUCAGUCUAUUCCUGAACAUCAUUUCUUAAACUCUUGACCACUUGCAUUUUAAAGAGACAUUGUGAGUUCUCAAAUAGUUUGCAAGUCCCAACCGAAAAGCAUGAGUCCCAAAAAUCACUGAUAAUUAAUAUAAAUAUUGAAAUAGCAACUUGUCAUUUGUGAAUUCUAGUAUUCAAAAGUAUAAUCACAGGCAUUGUUCAGGAAAUUAAGUUCACACAAAAAUAAGGGGAAUGACAUGUUACACAAACUUUGAUGGUGAAGUUAUAUAACUUGUAUGAUAGAAAUACAUUGUUAAAAUUAGGAUCUGAUCUGCCAAGUAUCUGUUAAAAUGUUAUUUAAAUACAGCAAUAUCUGUAUUAAAAUGUUUACAAUGUAAUGCCAAACAUUGGAAAGAUCUAUGUACAAAUUCUGAGUUACAGUGCAUCCUGUGUAGCCCGUCUAUUUCAAGCACCUGCUUGCCUACAAAACCAAACCUGAGGUCAGAAAAUGUGUUCUAUAAAGUUGAUAUUAAGAAAGCUAACAUUUAAGUGUAGCAGAUGUAACCAUGAACAAGUUAUAAUCUGUUUUUCCUAAAGAGUGGUUUGUUAUAUAUAUACAUGCGUUGCUCUUCCUGUGCCUGUUGUAUGAGAUUGUAGGGUUUUUCACUGAUUUAUAAUAUACUUACAAAAUAUAUCUUACAAAUUAAAUUUUGUUUGUCAUACAGAAAUGUGUAUCUUUAAACGAGGUGUAUUCUUGUUCCUGUAACCAUAAAUUUGUGCUUCCGUUUAUGGUAGAACUACCCGUCGGCCAAAGAAUGUCUGUUGCCCUCCCUGUUAGAAUAGAGUUAUCCUCCUUGUUAUGUUGAGUUAUUUCCCUUAUACAGUAGUACAGUAGAGAUACUUCGGUGUUCAGCUGGUACUUUAAGGGAAGCUGUAUAUGAAUGGUGCCAAGUGUCACUUUUUAAAACUUACUAUAGUCCAACUGAUAGUGGACAUGAUAUUAAACAAUUCAAUGAAC
Messenger RNA from Mizuhopecten yessoensis (Yesso scallop), 4431 nucleotides. Its product is annotated as tetratricopeptide repeat protein 17-like. Gene Ontology annotation, molecular function: protein binding. Lineage: Eukaryota; Metazoa; Mollusca; Bivalvia; Pectinida; Pectinidae. Gene Ontology annotation, cellular component: cytoplasm; actin cytoskeleton. Gene Ontology annotation, biological process: actin filament polymerization. The record is from RefSeq and is a predicted model, not a curated record. Bases 81 to 1169 code for a protein of 362 amino acids. The transcript is spliced from 3 exons.